CCAACACAGGAUGACAUCUGCCAUUUUGAUCCUGAGUCUAGUUCUGCUCCAUGGGUGCAUUUCCCCCGCCUGGUCACAGGAUAUGGCGCCUGAUGUGAUGGUGGUCGUGGAUCAAGUGCAGGAGCUGCUUACCGCCAAUUUGCAAGGCCCACAGAGUUUGGAGAACAAUGGUGGGCCACCCAAUGGACCGCCCUUCCCCGAUCCAUCAACGUUCAUGCAGAACUUGGGGGUGUAAUUCUAACAAAUA
Molecule: messenger RNA, 247 nt
Organism: Drosophila teissieri
Lineage: Eukaryota; Metazoa; Arthropoda; Insecta; Diptera; Drosophilidae
Exons: 2
Coding region: 11-235 (74 amino acids)
Source: RefSeq, a predicted model, not a curated record